UAGUUCACGGAGGAUGGUGUACCUGAGAACCACAGUAGAGAAAACUUAAGGAUGUAAAUAUUGCCCUCACACCAUAGAUUCCACUCAAAUGUACAAGGCUUUUCUGUGCUUGGAAGGAUCUGUCACCAGUAGCCAGGCAGGUAUCUGUUAGUAGAUUUAUAGUCACCUUUGAGCCACUUGCAUUACAAAGGAAUGACAUGAAACGCCAGGCUAGAAGUAAAGAUCCCAGGGGACUGAUUCCAGCCAAGAAAGAGAGUUCUGAUUUAAGCUAACAUUUUUGGAGAAAUUCCUUAGACAAAAAUAAGCACUGUGCUACUUAUUGCAAAGUAUACUGUUGACUCACCACUAUUAGUAUGACUAAAUAUUGAGACCAAUUUCUGUAAGUCUUACACCGAAGUCCAUUUUACUUCUUUAUAGUGAUAUUUGUUCACCUCCCUUUCUCCUGUUCCCUUUCUUCUCUCCAUUUUUUCCACUGGUUUUGUCAUUUUUACCCACUGCAUUAUUUAGCGUUUUUCACUCUGGGUAAAGGUCAGCACACUUUGAUUUAAGGUAGGUAUUCAAAGGCAGUGUGCGAACCCUGUGAAGGGUAACUGGGAGUGGAUGAGCCUCAGGUACUUGGAGAGGAGUUUAUGAAAUGACUGAUCAAGUAAGCUUAGUACAGCCCUCAUGGGUGGGACACAGGUUAACUACAGAGGAGAGUGAGCUUAUGGUUGAAGUACACUAACCAACUGUUGUCUCGUGCCCUUUGCCUUUGUUUCCGAAGCAAAAGCUCUCUCAGAUUUGAGGGGAGCCAUGAGCCGGUUCCUGAAUGUGUUACGAAGCUGGCUGGUUAUGGUGUCCAUCAUCGCCAUGGGGAACACGCUACAGAGCUUCCGAGACCACACCUUUCUCUACGAAAAGCUCUACACUGGCAAGCCAGACCUCGUGAAUGGCCUCCAAGCUCGGACCUUUGGAAUCUGGACGCUACUCUCAUCAGUGAUUCGCUGCCUCUGCGCCAUCGACAUUCACAACAAGAUGGGACUCACAUGGACUAAUGUGGAACAGUUGCAAGCAAUCACAGCCUCUGGUCUAGAUAAUGUUGUAACCCGUGCCGGCCACUGGAGGGGGCUCGAGCUUUCUUCCCAACAGCAGUCGUCACCACAGUCAAGGUGGAAAGUUUGCUCAGGUCCCCAGGACAGCUGCAAAUGCUGACUUCUGUUUCCAGCAUUUUUUGAAAGCCUGGGACUUUGGUCCAAGGCCUUCUGAUAUGCACUCUGAUUCUAUUCCCUCCCUAACUGGAAACUCAAAAUCAACUCCCAGCUGCUCUCACUUUCUGAGACAGUCUGUUCUCAGAAAUUCUGCCUAUUUAAUGUGUAUAUCUCUAAAUAAACCUGCUUUCACUUAAAAAAAAAGACAACUCCCAUACAUACGUAUUUACUAAGUGUCUAAAAACAUGCACAGGAAUGAUAAAAAUCAAACUUAAGAUAUUCCUUCUGGGGAAAAGGAGGCAGGAGAAUGGGAUCAGGGUGGGAAAAGGAUACACAGGAGGCUUUAACUGAAAUCCGAAUAUUUCAUUUCUUAGAAAAAAAGUAUCUGAAGCAAAAAUGUCAAAAUAUUCAGAUUUUUUUGUAUAUUUGAAGUAUUUCAUAAUUUUUAAAAUUUCUUAGUUAAAAAAAAGGUACCAGCAAUCUAAGUGGUCGGUCAUCCUCUCUUCUCCACCUCCUUGUCAAAGCCGAGGAACAAGUCCUCUUCCCAUGAGGUUGUCACUGUGUCCUCCAUCUGACCGUCUUGCUAGAUUAAGAUGCAAAAUAUCCACCCCACGUUGCAAGAGCAUCUAAAGGCCCCAGAAAGGUCCUUCCUGCCCUUUCCCCACACAUGCCCUUCGUUCUAUGGCAUCCAUCAUAUGAGCACUGACCAGCCCCUGGCCAAACAUCUGCCACGCGGGCUUGGACUAGAGUCAAGCCCAUUUGAGUAAGUAGAAUAUGUAAGCAUGAUUGGUCCAGAAUUGUCUACAGUGCCUAGGAUUGCCAUACUGCAGACUCUGCUUUGCUAUUGCUGGCUUCACCACCUUGCUAAGUAAGACUUGCAGAGGCCCUCUGGUUGCCUGGACCAUUCUCCUCUCAGUUUAGCAGUUGAAAUCUUCAAUUUUGCCCUAGAUGUGAAUACAUUGAUGUGAUCAAGCAGCGAGGUCUUUCCCAGGACCAAGUCUCCUUUUUCUUUAGCCAUAGUCAUUUCCUGGGUUUUGAUUUGCGUGUUUCAAGUCCGAUCACUGCUUUUCCUCUGCACUGAACAAGCUGUACCUUCAGUCCCGUUUCUG
This is a messenger RNA of Lagenorhynchus albirostris (white-beaked dolphin), 2296 nucleotides long. It is a transcript of the gene ERG28, whose product is annotated as ergosterol biosynthesis 28 homolog. Lineage: Eukaryota; Metazoa; Chordata; Mammalia; Artiodactyla; Delphinidae. The transcript has 4 exons. Gene Ontology annotation, molecular function: protein-macromolecule adaptor activity. Gene Ontology annotation, cellular component: endoplasmic reticulum; membrane. The record is from RefSeq and is a predicted model, not a curated record. Bases 793 to 1191 code for a protein of 132 amino acids.